Papilio machaon (common yellow swallowtail) is the source of this 1346-nucleotide messenger RNA. RefSeq names its product D-aspartate oxidase (gene Daao1). The coding region runs from base 197 to 1210 and encodes 337 amino acids. NCBI's taxonomy places the organism in Eukaryota, Metazoa, Arthropoda, Insecta, Lepidoptera, Papilionidae. The record is from RefSeq and is a predicted model, not a curated record. The transcript is spliced from 2 exons. Gene Ontology annotation, molecular function: FAD binding; D-amino-acid oxidase activity.
ACAAAAUUAACUAAGUUUAUCUAUAAAAAUAUUUAUUUAAGACUAAUUAAAUGAUCAAAUGAAGCGUAAUUCGGAGCGCAGUGUCAUGAGUUACGAGUGAUGAAACUCGUCGUGUUUAUUGUUGUUUUGUUGUCGACAAUUAACAAUAAGGUUGAAUACAUUCAGUAGUUGCGGACCACACGACAAAGUAUUCACAAUGACUGACGGGCCAAAUAUUGCCGUACUCGGAGCGGGAGUUGUUGGGAUGACCGUAGCUAAGUUGCUACAAGAUGAAAAUAGAAAAUUUAAUAUAACCAUUAUCGCCGAUUCUUUCAAAGAAAAUACGACAAGCGCGGUUGCUGCUGGUAUUUUCCGGCCAGGGACGAGCUUCUGCGGGCCCACUGCUGAAAUCACUAAAAAAUGGAUCAACAACUCUUGGUACUAUUGGCAAGAUAUUUUGAAGUCAUCUGAAGCACCCCAAGCAGGUCUAAUGUCUUUCUCUAGUUAUAUAUUUUCAAAAGAACGUUACACCGUCACUAGGAAUCAUCUUAUUGAAGAUUUAGUACCGAUUUAUAGAGCUGUAGACAAAAAUGAACUGAAAAUUUGCGGCGAGGGAUGGAAAUAUGGAUCAUACUUUUCGACGAUAAAAAUCGGAUGUGAAAGGUAUUUACCUUGGGUGGAAAGACAAUUUUUAGACAAAGGUGGAAAAAUUAUAACGUCCACUGUUGAGAGUUUCACCUCGCUACCUGAAAAGUAUGACUUGGUUUUCAACUGCACAGGUUUAGGCGCGAAAUUGUUGUGUAACGAUCACCAUUUGGUUCCGAUUCGGGGACAAGUCAUAAAGGUGAAAGCACCUUGGUUGAAAACGGCUAUUUACGGCGAUUACGACACGUACAUAAUACCUGGUUUUGAUGGAAUAGCAACGCUGGGCGGGGUCAGGCAAUAUGACAGUUAUAAUAUGAAAAUUUGUAAAUAUGACAGCGCCGCCAUAUUGGAGCGGUGCUGUGAAAUGUUGCCAGCGUUGAAAAAGGCUGAGAUUGUUGCCCACAAGGUCGGGUUGCGGCCGCACAGAGUACCCGUAAGAGUGGAGCCGGAGACGGUGAACGGUGUAAAGGUGGUUCACUGCUAUGGGCACGGGGGAUACGGUGUGACAUGUGCACCGGGGACGGCUAUGGACGCUGUACGCAUGGGUUUGGAUCUACUGAAAACUAAUGUAAAAACCAAACUAUAGUUUUUGGCGUAUAUAAAAUAAACUAAAAUUAUUCACUCAAUGAUUGUUAAUAAAUAACGCAAAUGUAUUUUUAAGCAAUUUAUUCUACUGAUCAACUUCAGGUGUUACUGUUUCAAAGUUUAUUAAAUAAAAAUCA